AUGGCCGACAGCUUUCGAAUCGGCUGGCUUCUUUUGCGACAGCUCUUUUCAACGAGAGCGAAGCCGGUGGGCACGCGGGAUUUCGAACCUGAGGUUGCUGCUGCAGGAUGGUUGGGAGGGGCCCGAUGGAUCGCGGUCGUCGAUGGGUGGGUGAUGGAGGAAGAUGCGCUGGUCGGAGAGACUUGCGCUGCGAUUGUUGGCCCGGCCGGCGUUUGUCCAGGCAGUCGUGCGGCGGAAGCUGACGUUCCGAUUGCUGUUGCACGGGAUGCAAACCGAGUUGCAGAGCGAUCGCGAGUUGAGCGUUGCACGGCAAUCGACGCUGGUGAUUGGAUGGCUGCUGGAGCUGGAGCUGGAGCUGGAGCUCUGGGUGCGCCAGGUGGUUGUCGAGCUUGUGCCGGCGACAACUUGGAGGUCCCUUGCGGUUGGCGAGAAGGCAGCAAAUGGGGUGCCCGGAGGGUCUGGAAAGGCACUGACUGGAACAGAAGCCGAACCACUCAACACCACGAAUUGACGAUCCAGAUGGCUGGUCCUAUGGGGAAGAGGGAGAUCUAA
Glarea lozoyensis ATCC 20868 is the source of this 552-nucleotide messenger RNA. RefSeq lists its product as uncharacterized. The record is from RefSeq and is a predicted model, not a curated record. Lineage: Eukaryota; Fungi; Ascomycota; Leotiomycetes; Helotiales; Helotiaceae. The transcript has 2 exons. The coding region runs from base 1 to 552 and encodes 183 amino acids.